Messenger RNA from Solanum verrucosum, 3326 nucleotides. RefSeq lists its product as uncharacterized. The record is from RefSeq and is a predicted model, not a curated record. Lineage: Eukaryota; Viridiplantae; Streptophyta; Magnoliopsida; Solanales; Solanaceae. Gene Ontology annotation, molecular function: DNA binding. The transcript is spliced from 3 exons. Bases 34 to 2739 code for a protein of 901 amino acids.
CCUUAUUGUCCUCUGUCGGAAUUUUCACCGGAAAUGGCGACAGUUGCACCGAAUUGUGGCCCAAAGUUGGAAGCGGUGGCUCACAUAGACAUCAGUAAACUUUCCCAAUCUGAACUCCACGCACUUUCCCUUUGCUCCGACUCCGCUUACGAUCUCCGGCAUACUAACGAAGUCGUUAUUCCCCAAAUUGACCGGUCCCUCUUCAAUGAAUCCGCCGGAAGCCGUCGUCAAACCUAUUCCCGUCUCCGUCACCAACACCACCGUUCUCGCGUGCCCGGUCUUCACCCUUCAACUUCACAACCCAAACCCCCUUUUACUUCCGACCCUGAAAACCACGCAAUUCUUCAUUUUCUUAAGUUCUUUAUUCGUAAUCCCAAUUCCCAAUCUCCACCGCCCGUUCCUCCUCCUCCUAUUACACAGCCGGCUACUUCCGGGAUUCAAGAAAAGACCCUACUUUUGAUGAAUGAACCUGACAAAAAGAGGAAGAGAGGACGGAAACCUAAGGAUAACAAGAAGCUGAAAGAGAAUGGGGUGGAAAUUGUGAAUAAAAACGGUGAGGUGGUGGAUUUAAACAAUUUGGAGAAUAAUGGGGAUAAAUUAUACAGUGGAGAAUUGGAGAAAAGGACUGUUAGGUUACAGACUGAAGAAGAGGUACUCGGUUUUGUUAGGGAUUUGGAGGGGCAGUGGUGUAGCAGAAGGAAGAAGAGGAAAUAUGUUGAUGCUAGUGGGUUUGGUGAUACAUUGCCUAUUGGUUGGAAGCUCUUGCUAGCCCUACGUAGACGGGACGGUCGCGUCUGGGUUUAUUGUCGUAGAAUUGUGAGCCCUACUGGUCAACAGUUUAUAUCAUGCAAAGAGGCUUCAUCAUAUUUGCGGUCCCAUUUUUUGUCUAGUGAAGCAAACCAGCCAACUCAGCAGGUUGAUGACACUGUUGCUAAAAGUGUGAGUAACUUCCACAGUGAUACCAGUUUGGUUUUGUCAACAGACAUCCAAGAAAAUCCUCAUUCUCUUCAAAAAGGUGAUGUGGCAAAGCAUGACGUAGUUGCACAUGCAGUUGUACCCAGUUCAUCUACUCUAGACCUACAUCUGAGUGAAGUUUGCUUGAUGGAGAUGGAUAAUCUCCCUGAGGUUAAAGUUCAAGACAUUUUUGAAUGUUAUAAAUGUAACUUGACGUUUGAAGAAAAGAAUGCAUAUUUGCAGCAUCUGUUCUCAUUUCACCAGCGGACCACAAGAAGGUACAGGGUUGGGCCAUCUGUUGGUGAUGGGGUCAUAAUUAGAGAUGGAAAAUAUGAAUGCCAGUUCUGCCAUAAGGUAUUUGAAGAACGGCGUAGUUACAAUGGUCAUGUAGGAGUCCAUGUGAGAAACAAUGCAAGAGGAACUGUGGAUAUAGCUGCUGCUGUUGCAGCAGACAAGGGUGUUCAAUCUCCACAUCAUGAUGGGUUGCUUUCAAGGACAUGUAAAAUGGAUGCUUUAAUUGAAAUUGCCCAAAAUGCAGUUGUAGAAACUUCUAGUGCUAGACCUGUGACCAAGGACAGCAGCAUGCCAUCUAGUACUUCAAUGGACUUGGAUGGAAAUAUGGCUACCAACAUUGACCAAGUUGCGAGGUCAAACACUGAUACUGGAUUGUCAUAUACCAAGGAAUUUAAGGCUGAAACAUGUCUUGAACAAGAUAGAAAUCUGCCUGAUUAUACCUGCGUGCAAGUAGAUAAAGAUAAGAACGGUGAGAUUUUGGCCAACAAGUUCAAUCCGAGAGUGAUCUCAACCAAUGAUUCUGAGCAACCUGAGGGUGAUGAUGAGAAGAAGGCUGGAAGCAACAAGGUAAUGCAGGGUCUGGGAAACAAGCAGACAAAAGAAAAUGAUGAAGUUCAACCUGAGACCAUGGAACUAACUUUUCAGGAAAUCGCUAGUCAGAAUGCAUUAACUAGCUCUUCAGUCUCUAUGGUGCAGUCGUUGUAUAAUAAUUUUGAGCACUCUGAGGAAGGUGUCGUGAAGAAGGAUGGAACUGAUAAGGUAGCAGUGGGUAAGGGAAACCGCCUGACUAAAACAAAUGAUGUCGAAUUAGAAAUUAUGGAGCUGACUUUUCAGGAAGAUGCUACUCUGAAUGGGUUAACCACUUUCUCGCUGUCUAUGGUGCAACCAUCUCAUAGUGCUUUUGAGCACCCUGAGAGUGAUGACAUGAAGGAUGAGAAUAAGCAGCAAGCAGUUUGUCCUGGAUACAGCCUGACUAAAGCAAAUAAUGAUUUGGAAUCUGAGACUAUGGAGUUCAUUCUUCAGCAAAAUGCUACGCGAGAUGGGCUAGCUGGCUUUUCAGAGCCUAUGGUGCAAUCAUUCCACAACUCUACUGGCAUUCUUUCAGGAUCUAGUAAGGACAAUGACGAAGUAUCUGCUAUUGGUCAGAAUCUGGAUAAUGGAACAGGAUUUGAGGAGCUUAGGCUGGAUGAGAUAGAACAUUUUGAAUACAGCUUUGAUGGUGGUCAUGAAUCUUCAUCUUUGCCCGCAACUUCUAUUGGAUUGGGUAAUGAUGCAAGGAUGGAAGAGGCUUUUGCAUCGGUUGGAUUUGAUUCUGGAGGAAUCAUCUUAAACAUGGAAGAAUUGAAUCAACUUUCAACAGUAUGUGUGUGGUGCAGAGUGGAAUUCAAGCUUGAAGCUUAUGAUACCGAAGCUCAUUCAGAUUCAAUUGGAUUUAUGUGUCCAGACUGCAAGGCUAAAAUAUCUGGACAUCUAGAGAGUGUGUUUCCUUGAGUCCUCACGGUUUUUGAUUUCCACUGGGCCAUCUUGUGGUGCUUGCUGCUCAAUGUCCUGAUACACAUGGUAGUCCCUUAACUUGCUUAAGUUCUAUCUGCAAUCAGUAACAAACAAAUAUUUUUGCUACUACUUUCCUUCUUCACAAGUCUCAACUGUGAAAAAUUGGCAUGCAGCGAGUUUUCUUGCUAAAAUUCUACACUGAAUUAGCUUAUUCUUUGGCAAGCUUAUUUUACCGACUCAACAUUUAUCAUCUUAAUUACAGAAGAUGCAGGUCUAUUUUCCGCCUAAAGAGAUGGAUGUUACAAAGCAUGCAUGCGUUCUUUUCUUAGGAGACAGAGUUUUAGCUGGUAUACUUAGUUCGCUGUAAAUUCAUCCACGGAAUAGUGUAGUUUGUAAUAUUCCUCUUUCUGGUAUGUUAAAUUACAGAAGACAGAAGAUGGGUCUCUAUGUAUGAAACUGAACAGUGUAUAUUCUGCUCAUAUGUAUAUAUCUGUUUAUGUAUGUCACUGAUUAGCUCUAUGAGCCUCUUUAGAAUCUAGGCAUCAUCAAUGCCAUUUUAUAAUGUAGCCUUUUAUUUUGCGUUA